GACGCCGCCGACCUUGGUCGGUCGGACUCGGCUGGGCCGGUGAGUCUCGACUCUCUCGCUGCGCUGAUCCAUGCGCAGUCCGAGCAACGCCGCAUCGAGAACGCGGACUUGGCUCGGCUGUUGUCAUUCGUGAUCACUCGUCCCGCGCCGGCAGCUGAUAGAGAGGUCCGCCGAGCUGCCCUCGAGGCGACGUCCGUCAGCGAACUCGUGAGCCUCCUUCGCGGUCAGCACCAACCUUCAAGUCAAGCUAGUGACGUCGCUGCACUGAGGGUCGAGCUGGAGUCUGCUCGGACUAUUAACGCUGACUUGACUCGGCGGCUGGAUUUACAGGCGGCUGUGAAGGCCGACCUCGAGGAACGGUUGAAGACUGUCGAGGAGGAGCGUGACCGAUGGAAAGCCGAGUCGAAGAAGUCGUCCCCUCUCCUGACCAGCUUCCAGAAGGCGAUGGCCGAGUCUGAAACUUCCUUGAAGUCGACCCGCAAGUCUCAGGAUGAUAAUGUGAAGUCGGCUCUCGCUCACGCUAAGGAUCUCGGCAGGCAGCUCAGGGAACGCGACUCGGAGAUUGAGCGUUUGACUCAGCUUCUAUCGGCUCGUGACGCCGAGUACGCUGUGCUCCAGGGGAUCUCGACCAAGCACUUCGAGCAACUGCAGGAGUCGGCUCGGCUACUCAUUUCUGGAGCCGCCCAGCCUCUCCGUGAUGCCAAGGCUACUAUCAAACACCAGCGUGAGGUCAUCCUCCGACAGAAGCGUGUCAUUUCUCGCAUGGGCCUUUUACCCAUGCAUGAUCCUCACAUGGCUGCUGCAGCUGCAGCCGGGUUGGACGUGACUGGGUUGAGCCCUGCUGACUUGCAGCUCAAUGCUCGGUUAUGCCGGAUCUUGGCUCAACGUUUCCCGGAGGAGAUGGACAUCCCGGCUGGAGAGACUCGUCGAGUCGAGUUGACCAUCCACCCGCGA
Phytophthora sojae is the source of this 954-nucleotide messenger RNA. RefSeq lists its product as hypothetical. The annotation marks the transcript as partial. Lineage: Eukaryota; Oomycota; Peronosporomycetes; Peronosporales; Peronosporaceae. The transcript has a single exon. The record is from RefSeq and is a predicted model, not a curated record.